Carassius carassius (crucian carp) is the source of this 965-nucleotide messenger RNA. Its product is annotated as bone morphogenetic protein 7-like. NCBI's taxonomy places the organism in Eukaryota, Metazoa, Chordata, Actinopteri, Cypriniformes, Cyprinidae. Gene Ontology annotation, cellular component: extracellular region. Gene Ontology annotation, biological process: SMAD protein signal transduction. The annotation marks the transcript as partial. The record is from RefSeq and is a predicted model, not a curated record. Gene Ontology annotation, molecular function: growth factor activity; cytokine activity. The transcript is spliced from 6 exons.
GUAGUGGACACAGAUGACGAUCUCUAUCAUCAGCACCGCAGAGCGUUUAGUUUCGACCUCUCCCGCAUCCCUGUGGGAGAAACCCUGACUGCUGCGGAGCUUCGUGUCUACAAGGACUUUGUGUAUGAGCGCUAUGAAAAUGAAACUUUCCGUGUCAGUGUGUUCGAGGUGCUCCAACAGCAGCCCAAAAGGGAACUGUACCUGCUAGACUCGCGAGUGUUGUGGGCAGCAGAAGAGGGUUGGUUGGUAUCUGACCUCACGGUCACCACUAACCACUGGGUUAUAAACCCAGGUCAGAACUUAGGACUGCAGCUAUCUCUGGAAACUGCACACGGUGAACGAAUAAACCCUAGGAGAGCAGGUCUGGUGGGCAGCCGUGGACCUCAGAACAAACAGACAUUUAUGGUGGCAUUUUUGAAAGCAUCAGGAAUCCAUCUCCGCAGUGUUCGCUCAGCACCAGGAAACAAACAGAGGGGUCACCAGCGCUCUAAAAACCCCAAACCCGGUGUUGCACCCAGCCAGGUGGAUUUGAAGACAGCCGAGGCUGCAGAGGGUGCCAGCGUAGACCCCAAACAAGGCUGCAAGAAGCAUGAACUGUAUGUCAGCUUCAGAGAUCUGGGAUGGCAGGACUGGAUCAUUGCUCCAGAGGGUUACGCGUCAUACUACUGUGAGGGAGAAUGUGUGUUCCCCUUAAACUCUUAUAUGAAUGCCACAAACCAUGCAAUUGUACAGACACUGGUCCAUUUCAUAAACCCAGAAACAGUCCCGAAGCCCUGCUGUGCUCCAACGCAGUUACACGGAAUCUCAGUUUUGUACUUUGAUGACAGUUCCAACGUAAUAUUGAAAAAGUACCGCAACAUGGUCGUCAGGGCCUGCGGAUGCCACUAAUCUGCCCUGGACAAAAUAAGGGAUGCAAAUACUUUUGACUCUCAAGAGCCCAGAGAGGAAAGAGACUCAUUACUGGA